Molecule: messenger RNA, 1120 nt
Organism: Microplitis mediator
Lineage: Eukaryota; Metazoa; Arthropoda; Insecta; Hymenoptera; Braconidae
Gene: IFT20
Product: intraflagellar transport protein 20 homolog
Exons: 3
Coding region: 512-904 (130 amino acids)
Biological process (GO): protein localization to cilium; centrosome localization; intraciliary transport
Cellular component (GO): Golgi apparatus; cilium; intraciliary transport particle B
Source: RefSeq, a predicted model, not a curated record
GACUAAUUUAUCAACAAUUAAUAAGUUAAUAAGUAAUUUAUCAAUUACUUGAAAUUGACGGCAAGUUCUUUUGUCAAAUUACAUUCAGAUGAUGGCAGUAGGUUUGCAUCAACUAGCACGCAAGUAUUAUUCAGCCGGGGCUUACCAGAAACUUGUCGUUAAAUUAGCCGUAAGUGUUUCACUGCAGAACUUCCUGAGCAAAGGUGUGGCUAUCAGGGUAUUUUGUUAUUGACCAAUUUUAUUUUUAAAUUUUCUUGCAUUUGUUGCGUUAGCUACAUUUUCGUUCGGAUCUCUCUUAUUAAGAUUAAGUGUUUUGAUAAAACAAAACAAUGCGCAACAAACUACUGCGCAAGUUACAAUUAUCAAUAAAAAAAAACAUAUCAAAACAUAGCAACCCCAAUUCUGUAUUUUACUAAUAAAUAUAUAAAAGUAUUUUAAAUAAUAAAAAUUUUAAUGAAUAAAUUUAUCUUAAGUUAGUAGUUAAUUAAAUCUUUGUAUAAAAACAUCAAAAAUGGCAGACUCGUUAGCGAAAUACGGAUUGUUUGUUGACGAUUUAUGUAAAAUCCGUAUCCUAGAACCCGAAAUUACAACUCAGAGUGACAAAUUAAAAGACGAAUGUCACGAUUUCGUAAGCAAAAUAACAGAAUUCAAAAAAAAUUCCGAGCGGUUCAUAAAUCUGCUGGACAAAUUAGCAACGGAAGUUGAGAAAGAAAAAAUGCGUACCAUUGGCGCCAGAAAUUUAUUGAGUUCCGUUGAGAAACAACGUGACGUACAAAAACAAAAGAUCCAGGCGAUGAUAAUUGAAAAAACAAUGGAACUAGAAAGACUGAGAGUACAGUACGACUCGUUGAAAAAAAUCGAACUCGAACAACUUGAAACAAUUGAACAUUUGACUAUCAAUUAAUAUCAACACACCAGAUUUUUUUAUUAAAUAUUUUUUAAUUAAGACAGUAAAAAUAUUAAAUUAAUUUAAAUCAUUAAUUAUCAACUAUUUCUAUUAUUAUUAUUAAUAUUAUUAUUAUUAUUAGAUUUUUCAAAGGCACAUUUAAAUUCUCUGCCAACUUUCACACGAAAAAAACAAAAAAAUUUGAAAAUAAAUUUUAUUUCAAAUGAAAAAAAA